CAAUGAGCUGAUUGAGCUCUCCAACAUUUGCAUUCCAUUCCAAUUCCAAUGGGUGAUAUUCUCGCUCAUCGUCUUCAGGCCAUUCUGCUGACAUUAGUCGGCGCGGUGCUGGCCUUACCAAACGAUCGUCGCUACAAUGUAGGAGAUGAAGUCCCUUUCUAUGUCAACAAAGUGGGUCCCCUCAACAAUCCCAGUGAAACUUAUGAAUACUAUGACUUGCCUUUCUGCUCUCCAGGCCAAAUGAUACACAAGAAGGAAUCCAUUAGGGAGGUUUUCAAUGGAGACCGUUUAACCAACACCUUGUAUGAGUUGAAGUUUGCAGUGAAUAAAUCCCAUGUUUUUCUGUGCCGUAAGAACCUCAGCAGUGAUGAGGUAGCUAAAUUCAGGAGUGUUGUCGCUAAUGAUUUCUACUUUCAAAAUUACUAUGAUGACCUCCCAUUUUGGGGAUUCAUUGGGAAAGUAGAGGACCGAAAUUGGACUUUUGAUGGAAAAGGACCCAACAAGUAUCUCCUCUUCAGUCAUGUUCGAUUUGAUGUUCUAUAUAAUGACAAUCAAGUCCUUGAAGCACAUGCCUUUAGUGAUCCGAAUCAUACUGUUGAUAUAACAGAUGAUAUUGAGGUUGAUGUUGAGUUCAGUUAUUCAGUGUUCUGGAAGGAGGCCCCAACUAAGCUUAAGAGCAGAAUGGUUAGAUAUUCAAAGGCUUCCCUACUUCCCCUGCUGCAGAAAGUUCAUUGGUUCUCAUUCAUAAAUUCAGUUGUUAUCACCUUUCUCCUAACAGGGUUUCUCGUCGUGGUUCUAAUGCAACGCCUGAAGAAUGACCUUAGGAAGUAAUAUUAUGUUGUGAUUCUUAGUUAUAAUAAUGCUGCCCUAAAACUGCUACUUGCUAUGGACCAGUGUGCAUGGCUGUGUUUAUAUGUAAUGUUUCCGUGCUGGAUAUAUGCCUAGAUUUUCUGGUGGAGAUGAAGAGGAAGAUAAGGAAGUGGGGUGGAAGUAUCUGCAUGGCGAUGUGUUCAGAUGUCCUCCAAACAUGCCUCUGUUCUGUGCCAUUAUAGGCACCGGUACCCAGUUGUUGGCUUUGAUUUGCUUCUUAUUUACAUUGUCGUUUCUUGGUGUUCUAUAUCCCUAUAACCAUGGAGCUCUCUCUACUUCUUUGGUCGUCAUUUAUACUCUUACUUCAGCAAUUGCAGGCUUCUCCUCUGCCUCCUUCUACAGUAAAUUUGCUGAAACUGGAUGGGAAAGAAGUGCCAUUCUCGCUGCAAUAAUCUUCCUGGUGCCGUUCCUACUUCAGGGGUUCCUUCUAAACUUAGUGGCCAUGUCAUUCAGGGCCACGUCAGCAAUUCCUUUCGCGACCAUACUGGUUAUUCUUCUUAUACAUGCCCUUGUUGCAAUCCCAUUGCUUAUACUCGGCGGUGGGGCCGGGUACCGUUUCAGGUCAGAAUUUCAUCAAGCACCUUCUUCUUCCCAGAAGAAAUCUGCAAGGGAAAUUCCCUCACUCAAGUGGCAUCAAAAGACUCCCUGUCAAAUGUUUCUGGCUGGUCUGUUGCCUUACAGCGCCAUUGCCUUUGAGUUGCACUAUUUAUAUGCUAGCAUGUGGGCCCAUAAAACAUUAACUCUCCCCGGAGUUUUAUUCGUGAUGUUCAUAAUCCUCGUCUUUCUCACUGCUGUCUUAAGUGUUGGUUUGACAUGUUUUCAGCUCACUGCUGAAGACCAUGAGUGGUGGCGGCGGUCUAUUUUCCGUGGAGGCUCGACUGCUGCAUUUAUGUUUGCCCAUAGCGUCUAUUUCUAUUAUAAAUCAAACAUGAGUGGCUUCUUGCAGACGAGUUUCUUCUUCGGCUACACGGCUUGCUUAUGUUAUGGAUUUUUCCUUGCUCUUGCAACAGUCGGCUUUCUUGCCUCCUUUGUGUUUGUUCGCCACAUGUACCGUGCAGUCAAGAGCGAAUGACCUCCUCAUAUUCUCCUCUAUCCAAGACUACAUGUAGAGAAUUGAUUAAGAAUGGGGAUAUAUAUUUGCUGCCAUUGUUAAUGUGAAGCUAAGCAUAUUGUUUGGUGUGUCUAUUUUUCACAAUUGGAAAAGAUAAGACAAUGGGCUCUCAAUUUGUUGGACAAUAUAUAUAUGUUGCAUAA
Molecule: messenger RNA, 2124 nt
Organism: Cuscuta campestris
Lineage: Eukaryota; Viridiplantae; Streptophyta; Magnoliopsida; Solanales; Convolvulaceae
Source: the annotation of a GenBank genome assembly